CAUCUACAAAAAUCUAAUGAAAGAUUAUAAACCAAACGCAUUUGUUAAUCGUUUGCCUCUCCGAAAAAGAUUGGAGCAUUAAAUAGAAACAAUCCCUUCGAAAAUUUUCUAAUUGAAGCAAUCAAUUAACUUAAAUAAACAAAUAAAUGAUAUUUUUAUAUAAAAACUCCGAUAUGCAUAGUUAAUUUUUCAUUCAGAAAAAGUUGAACAGAAGUCGGCGAACAAAAAAAAAAUAGCCAAGUGGCAAAGAAAGAAACCUAAAGAAUUAUUCGAUCAAAUUAGAAUAUUCUCUUCGAGAUUAAAAGAAAAUGUCGGCAACAUCCAUAGAACUCAGCUCCUACCGGGAUCAGCACUUUAAGGGUUCCCGCAACGACCAAGAACGCUCACUCAAAGAUUCAACCACACUCUAUGUCGGGAACCUGUCAUUCUACACAACCGAGGAACAAAUCCACGAACUCUUUGGACGAUGUGGUGAUGUGCGCCGUAUCGUCAUGGGUCUGGACAAAUACAAGAAAACACCUUGCGGUUUCUGCUUCGUAGAGUACUAUACAAGAGUGGAAGCCGAAUACGCCAUGAGAUAUGUCAAUGGCACUCGACUAGAUGACCGACUAAUUCGUGUAGAUUGGGAUGCUGGCUUCAUCGAGGGGCGACAGUAUGGUCGAGGCAAGACAGGAGGUCAAGUUCGUGACGAAUACCGAACAGAUUACGACGCCGGACGAGGUGGCUACGGAAAGUUGUUACAACAAAAAAUCGCUCCAAAUACAGACAAUCGAUAAACUACCCGCUUCUAUACUUGUAAUCUAACUGUUUAAGAAUUUUGAAAAUAGGUUUAAAUAUAUAUUUUUACAAAUUACA
Eupeodes corollae is the source of this 855-nucleotide messenger RNA. It is a transcript of the gene Cbp20, whose product is annotated as nuclear cap-binding protein subunit 2. Bases 309 to 776 code for a protein of 155 amino acids. The transcript is spliced from 3 exons. Lineage: Eukaryota; Metazoa; Arthropoda; Insecta; Diptera; Syrphidae. Gene Ontology annotation, biological process: mRNA cis splicing, via spliceosome. Gene Ontology annotation, molecular function: RNA cap binding. The record is from RefSeq and is a predicted model, not a curated record. Gene Ontology annotation, cellular component: nuclear cap binding complex.